Messenger RNA from Physella acuta, 753 nucleotides. Its product is annotated as general transcription factor II-I repeat domain-containing protein 2A-like. NCBI's taxonomy places the organism in Eukaryota, Metazoa, Mollusca, Gastropoda, Physidae. The record is from RefSeq and is a predicted model, not a curated record.
AUGAAGAAAAUCAAAGAUUUGCCUUUGUCUGCUAAAACAGUACAAGAUAGAACUUCUAAAAUGUCUUCAAAUAUAACACACAUGCAUGUGGAAAACAUUCAGUCGGCUUCUGCUACAUCACUUGCUAUGGAUGAGUCUUGCGACAUAAGAGACACGGCACACGUUACCCUAUUCGCCAGGUAUAUUUCGUCCCAAGGUCCUAAAGAAGAACUGCUAGGUUUGCUGCCGCUCUCAGGGCAAACUCGUGGAGAAGACAUAGCAGAUGCUGUGCAAAACUGCCUGGAGGACUAUGACAUCGAUAUAAAUAAAAUAGUUUCCAUAGCAACAGAUGAAGCCAGAAUUAUGACCGGAAUACAUAACGGUGUUACAACAAUUCUUCGGCAGAAAAUAAACCGCGAAAUUUUAACGUUUCACUGUAUAGUUCAUCAAGAGGCGCUUUGUGCCCGAACAUUUCCGACAGAAAUGGUUGAGGUCAUGGACUUGGUUAUUAAGAUCAGUAACAGCAUUUUGGCUAAAGCUCUCUACCAUCGCAAGUCUAAGGAGUUUCUUGAAGAAUUAGAAAGCCAUUAUUCUGACCUACUUAUGUACAAUAAAGUUCUUUGGCUUUCCAAGGAUUUGAGAACCAAACAUUUGUGGAGUGAUAAGUUUACAGAACUCAAGAGCAAGUUGGAAGAGUUGGAGGUCCAGAAAAGCAUGCAUGUUAAGCUGCACAAGUGGACAUCUCUUAAAGAAAUGCCGCGAGUUGAGACACUG